AUGAGUUCGGGACGUUUACCAUCAUUGAGAGAUUCAGCUGCAGGGAAAGCUAGUUUAAAAUUUAAACCAAAAGCUGUUGCAAGAAGAUCGAAAGAGGAAAGAGAUGCAUCGGCAUUAAAGAUUAAGAAGGAUGAGGAUUUGAAAUCAAAAGUUGAUCAAAAGAAAUCUAAGAAACCAAUGCCAAUGAAUCAAAAGAAGAGAGUCCCUAGAUAUUUAAAUAAUACACAUGUGAUCUCAACUGGUCCAUUGGCAGCUGGUAAUUUCGUCGAUAGUAGUAGAAGUGAUAUGAGACGUGGUAUAGUAAAAGUUGAAGGUGGUGAUAAAUCAUUAGUAAGAAAAGGUUUGCAAAGUAUAGAGAACCAUACUGGUGAUUCUGAUGAUGAUUAUGAUUCUGAUAUGAAGGAAAAAUUAAAUAUUAUUGAAAAUGAUGAAUCUGGAAGUAAUAUUAAUCAAGCUAAAUUUAAUAUGGGUAGAGAAUAUACCACUGCAAAUUUCAAACAAGAUGAUAGUGAUGCUGAAGAAGAAGAUCUUGAUAUGGAGGAAGAAGCAGUUCAAAGAAGAAGAAUAGAGGAAUUAUUCCCUGUAAGACCUUUGCGUAUUAGACAUGAGGACGUCGAAGUAGUAGAACAAAAGAUAGAUGAAUCAAUAACGGAGACUACUACACGUGAGCCUACCCCUGCAACAGGUCUUUUAAAAUCAGAAGAAACUACUUCUCUACAUGAUGUUUUGAAAAAUAAAGAAGCAGAAUUACAAAAUGAAUUACAAAAUUUACAUAUCGAUCCAGAUUCCCAUGCUAUUGAUGCAGAAGAAGUUAAACAUGAACAAGCUAUGUUAAUAAAAGAUCAUAUUAGUAUAUUGAAGAAAUUGGAUAAACUUAAUAAAAAAUCAGAUAGAUUUUUACUAUUCCAAAUGCCGUAUAAAUUGCCUAUAUUUGAUGAAGUAACAACAAAGAAAGAAGAUACAGAGGUUACCAUGGAGAUAGAGCCUACAACUAAUGAAGGUACAACAAUUGAAAAGAUAAAAGAAGAAAGUUCAGAGGCAGAUAAAAAACCGAAGAAGAAAACUAAAAAGACAACAAAGAAGAAAGAACACGUUCCACAGGAAGAAUUGACUGGUAAUGUUGGUUCAAUUAGAAUUCAUAAAUCAGGUAAAAUUUCAAUUAGAAUAGGUAAUGCUAUAAUGGAGACCAGCAAAGCUUCAGAAGCUACCUUCCUACAGGAUGUUAUUGCAUUAAAUGAAGACCCUGAUGCACCUGGUGUUGAAUUACUGGGCAGGGUAGAAGGGAAAGUCAUGGUAACUCCUUCCUUUGAUGCCUGA
Messenger RNA from Maudiozyma saulgeensis, 1317 nucleotides. NCBI's taxonomy places the organism in Eukaryota, Fungi, Ascomycota, Saccharomycetes, Saccharomycetales, Saccharomycetaceae. The record is from the annotation of a GenBank genome assembly.